This is a messenger RNA of Nothobranchius furzeri (turquoise killifish), 3065 nucleotides long. RefSeq names its product general transcription factor II-I repeat domain-containing protein 2-like. Lineage: Eukaryota; Metazoa; Chordata; Actinopteri; Cyprinodontiformes; Nothobranchiidae. The record is from RefSeq and is a predicted model, not a curated record.
AAAAUAAAUUCGAAUUUUUAAAUUAAAAGAACUGCUAUUCCCAAUACGUCCACAAGAUGGUGCAAUAGGCAUUGCGUUAAGCAAGCAAGCCGUUUAUCCUCAGCCAGAGUAAAUUCGUCAGUCAAGUGCAACCGGUGUUCUGACGUGCUAUUUUGUUUUGCCUCCGAAAUCUCAUACAGCGUCUACAUUUUGUGCUUCAGCCCAUGAUGUCUCUGUCAAAAAGGAGAAAAGUGGACACAGAGUGCAGGUUGUUCCAAGAAAAAUGGACAUCCUCUUAUUUUUUCACGGAAGUGAAAGGAAAAGCUGUGUGUUUGGUGUGUUCACAGCACGUUGCAGUGCUGAAAGAAUAUAAUCUCCGUCGCCAUUAUGUGAGUCUUCAUGCUGAAAAAUAUGACAAAUUUGAAGCACAGCGGAGAAGAGAGAAGGUGAAUGAACUGUUGGCCGGACUGAAGAAACAGCAGUCUGCGUUUACUCACAGCCAAGAUAUCAGUGAUGCUGCAGUGAAAGCUAGCUACCUGAUUGCUAAUGAAAUUGCAGUCACUUCAAAACCAUUUAGUGAGGGGGAAUUUGUAAAAACGUGCAUGAUGAAGGCAGCGGAGAUUGUGUGCCCUGAAAAGCGCCAAGCUUUUGCAAAUAUCAGCCUGACCAGAAACACAAUAGCAGACAGGAUUUCUGAUAUUUCAGCGGAUUUGGACUGCCAAUUAAGGGAAAAAGUAAAGUCCUUUAUUGCUUUUUCAGUUGCUAUUGAUGAAAGCACGGACAUUACAGAUGUUGCUCAACUGGCGAUUUUCAUCCGCGGAGUUGAUGACACGUUGACCGUCACCGAGGAGUUUGUUGAGCUGGUGCCCAUGACGGAUACAACAACAGCAGCUGAUAUUUUCACCACACUCGUUGGAGCGCUGGACAGGGUCGGAGUGCAAUGGUCCCGCGCUGUAAGCCUCGCUACAGAUGGCGCGCCCUCAAUGACUGGGAGAAAAUCAGGUGUUGUGACAAAGUUCAGAGAGAAAGUGCAAUCUGCAAAUGGAGGAGGUGAUUUUUGGACUUUUCACUGUAUUUUGCACCAGGAGAGUUUGUGUUGCAAGUCAUUAAAGAUGGAUAACGUCAUGAAAGUGGUCACCCAAACUGUUAAUUUCAUCCGAUCCACAUCUACCCUGCCAUACCACACUGAGGUAAGGUGGUUAAGCCGAGGUGCCGUGCUGAGGCGUUUCUUUGAUUUACGAGAAGAAAUUGAACAGUUCAUGGAAGAAAAAGGCAAACCAGUGUUAGAAUUUCGUUCUGCAGAAUGGGUGCAGGACCUUGCAUUUAUGGUGGAUGUUACAGAGCACCUUAAUAACUUGAACAAACAGCUGCAAGGCCGCAACAAAGUUGUCACGCAGUAUUACGACAGCAUACGUUCUUUCAAGUUAAAGCUGUCUUUGUGGGAGACGCAACUCGCUGUUAAUGACGCAGCUCACUUUCCCUGUCUGAAAAAAGUGUGUGCGUCCCAACAUGAAGCCGACAUGAAGCGGUUCAAAGAUAAAAUAACGGGACUGUUGAGGGAGUUUGAGCUACGCUUUCAGAUUUUUGAUGAACUUGAGAAGGACUUCAGAAUUUUUUGCUCCCCAUUCACCGUGAAUCCCUCUGAUCUCCCCACCAGCAUCCAACUUGAAAUAAUAGACUUGCAGUGUGACUCGGAUUUGAAGGGCAAAUUUGUUACAGCUGGCUUGGACACAUUUUAUCAAAACCUUUUACCUGGUUACCCCAACUUGACAGCUCUUGCUGCAAAACUGUUGAGCAUGUUUGGAACCACUUAUCUUUGUGAGCAAGUUUUUUCUGUAAUGAGUUUAAAUAAAACAAAGCUGCGCUCGAGGCUCACACACAAGAACUUGAAUCACAUCCUGAAGUUAGCUGCCACUCAGGAUGUGACUCCUGAUAUUGAUGCUCUGGUGAAAGCUAAAAGAUGUCAGGUAUCAGGAGUCAAAUAAACUUAAAGUGCUGCAUGAAACUCUCUGAUAUAGCCAUGUGAUCUAGUUCUUUGAAUCACUGAGGAAUUUAAUUUUUUUGUAUUUCAAAUUUUCUAAUAUACUUCAGGUGUUUUAUUAAUAGUGAUGUUGUGCUUGUAAUAUUUUGGAUACACUGUCCUCAGGCUCCCGCUUUGUUUUAUAUUGAUUGAAUUAAAACAAAGAAAACAAUCUGAAGUUGUUUUUAAUUUACCGGUCCGGCCCACUUGGGACUAGAUUUUCCUCAAUGUGGCCCCUGAGCUAAAAUGAGUUUGACACCCCUGGUCUAAAGUAUAUAAGACACUGUCCAAAAUAGACGAUAAAAUUGCAAUCCCUAUUGAAAAAUGGGAGGUGGAUCUAUCAGUUAGCUUUGACCAGGACUUCUGGUCCCAAACUUGUUUAAAAACUUUUAAAAUGAUCAGAAACCCCAAUUUACAAUUAAUUCAGUACAAAAUUCUACAAAGAGUACACUAUACAGGUCAUCGGAUGUUCAAGAUGGGGUUUGUGUCGUCUGACACCUGUACACACUGCACAAACAACAUUCCUGACAAUUACAUUCAUGCACUGUGGUCCUGCCCACCUGUCCAGGAAUUCUGGGGUAGAGUAUGUGAGGAUCUGUCAAAAUGUCUGAAAUGUCAUAUCCCAACUUCCCCCUCUCUUUGUUUACUGGGAAACCUGGACGAUGUCCCGAUUAAAACAUCUUUGGUUCACGUGGUUCUGACUGCCAUAUGCAUCGCUAAGAAAACUAUCCUCUUGAAUUGGAAAAAUAGAGAAACUCUCUGCAUUAACCAGUAUAGAAAUCUUUUGUUAGAUCAUAUUGCACUUGAUAUAGCCUCUGCUUCCACUUCAGAUGAAUCUCUCUGGGCUCCUUUGAUCGGUUCCAUCACAUAGCGAAGGUGGGGGGCCGUUGAUGUUGUCCUGCGGGAUGGUGUGGGUGGGGGCUGUGGGGUCUGAGUUUGGAGUAUCCGGAUGUUCCCUGGAGGUGGGUUCACUGGGGGUGUCUGGGACUGGGGGGCCGUUGCCCCCCUCUGGAGGUGCUUGGGUUGCCUCGGGGGGUGGACUGCUGGCGGUUGUGAGUGGGGCCCC